AUGAAAGCCUGCGACUCGUUCAUCCGUCUCCUCUCACUUUCCGUGCUGGUCUCCGGCGUCUGCUCGAUGCUCGAGUCUGAGACCAAAAAUAACAUGCUUUUCGAUCACAUCCGGCUGACGGUGGGUCACACCAAGGAUCAAACACCCUGCUCAACGCCCGAGACCGCAAAUACCGAACUUUUCAAUCACAUCUGGACAACAAAAUUUGAUGAAAGGAAGGAACACACACGUGGGCCCUUUAUAUUCACCACUAAAGUUUUGGUGGGUCUGAAGCCAGAAAGGAAAAAGAAUUACGGUAUAUGGGUCAUGAACCCUUUACCAGUACCUGUGACCGUACAUGUCAAUGUCAUAUUCAACAGUGAACCUGGCAGCAAGACAGAACACAUCAUUCAGCCCACCAAUAUAAAUGUCCCUGAAAAACGCCUCUUGCGUGAGUCGGGCAAGGAACCAAAAAAAGUGGAGGUUUGUUACACACUCCCCACCAAGGUUUACAAAGCCCUUGAGGAAGCCCUGAUCAAAAUUCACAAGCGGCCAGAAUUGUGGAGCGACUUCAAAAGAACCAUUGACGAACUGAACCGGCGUCCUCCCUCCCCUCCUUGCGACAAAUAA
This is a messenger RNA of Puccinia triticina, 609 nucleotides long. RefSeq lists its product as uncharacterized. NCBI's taxonomy places the organism in Eukaryota, Fungi, Basidiomycota, Pucciniomycetes, Pucciniales, Pucciniaceae. Bases 1 to 609 code for a protein of 202 amino acids. The transcript has a single exon. The record is from RefSeq and is a predicted model, not a curated record.